Messenger RNA from Nelumbo nucifera (sacred lotus), 615 nucleotides. The record is from RefSeq and is a predicted model, not a curated record. Lineage: Eukaryota; Viridiplantae; Streptophyta; Magnoliopsida; Proteales; Nelumbonaceae.
AUGAUUUCUAAGUUCAUCAAUACUGCUGAAGCAAAAUUCCAAAGCCAUGAAACAUCGAUUAAGAACUUAGAAGUUCAAGUGGGGCAGAUUGUAAGCAUGCUGUUGGAAAGAAAAGAGGGACAGCUACCCAGCAACAUAAAGAAGAAUCCUAGAGAGCAUGUGAAUGCCAUAGCCUUAAGAAGUGGGAAGACAGUCGGCGAAGCCCAAGAAGAUGACAAGGAAGCUGAAUCGGCCGAUCUACAAAAGGAGAAUGAGGGAAGCACCCCUAAACUGAAUUUAGAUGAAAUUAAACUCCCUAUUCCCUACCCAAGAAGAGUCUUGAAGGCUAAAUUAGAUAAUCAAUUUGAAAAAUUUUUGGAAGUGUUUAAAAAGAUCCAUAUUAACCUUCAUUUUCUUGAUGUAUUGUCACAGAUGCCGAAGUAUGCCAAAUUCCUAAAGGAGAUGAUGUCCAACAAAAGGAAGUGGGAGGAUUGCGAGAUGGUAAAGCUAAAUGAAGAGUGUUCAGCCAUUCUUCAAAAUAAACUGCCUCCAAAACUUAAGGAUCCAGGGAGUUUCUCUAUACCUUGCACCAUAGGGAAUGCUGAAUUUGAGAAAGGCUUGGAUUGCAUGAACUAA